This is a messenger RNA of Elgaria multicarinata webbii, 3290 nucleotides long. RefSeq names its product MALT1 paracaspase (gene MALT1). The transcript is spliced from 17 exons. NCBI's taxonomy places the organism in Eukaryota, Metazoa, Chordata, Lepidosauria, Squamata, Anguidae. The record is from RefSeq and is a predicted model, not a curated record. Gene Ontology annotation, biological process: proteolysis; B cell activation; T cell receptor signaling pathway. Gene Ontology annotation, molecular function: cysteine-type endopeptidase activity. The coding region runs from base 1 to 2436 and encodes 811 amino acids.
AUGGCGGGGUCGCUGGCGGCCGCCCCCCUGCCCAUAAACCGCCUGGCGGAGCCCCUGCUGAGGAAACUCAGCGACUCGCUCGACCGGGCAGCUCCGGGCAAAGGCUGGAGGGACUUGGCGCAGCUAGCCGGGAGCCAAGGAGGGGUCAGGCUGAGUUCUUUGGAAUUGGAGCAAUGUUCUCUCCAAGUUCUGGAGCCUGAAGGAAGUCCCAGCAGGAGUCUUCUUCAACUAAUGGGUGAAAGAGGCUGUACUGUGCAGGAACUGACAGAAUUGCUACAGACUCUAGAACAUAGCGAGGCAUUUCAGUGUCUCAGUCCUCCAAGUAUAAAAAUAGUUGUAGAACCAGAAUCUCAGGCAGUAUUAUCUGGCCAGAUGGUGAAGCUGAGCUGCUGGGCAGCUGGUUAUCCACUUCUACAUUAUCAGUGGUUUAAAGGGGGCAAAAUGGUUCCACAUGGGAAUUCCCCAGAACUUGUCCUCAACCAAGUGAAUGCGGAUGAUGCUGGGUUUUACAUAUGUCGAGUGAACAGUGACUCUUCCUAUGAGUUCAGCCGAUGGGCACAACUGGAUGUUUGUGAUAUCCAAGGAGCUUGUCAUGGAAGCUGUCUUGAAGUGCCUGAAAAGAAAAUACAUAUUUGCAUCCAUCCACAGUCCCAAAACUUGAUAGUAGGAGAAAUCUUGGUUCUGCAGUGUGGAGCUAUAGGAAUCCCCAUGCCCCAGUACCAGUGGUACAGAAAUGGUUCUCCACUAACGAAUGGAGAUAAAAAGGUCUACAUGGUAUCCUGUGUGGACACUGAACAUCAAGGCACGUAUUGGUGCCGUGUUUACAAUGAUCAAGACAAUCAAGAAAGCAAGAAGGUAAAAGUCAUUAUAGGUGGAAAAUCUAUUGCAGUAGAGUGCACUGAAGAGGACUUAAGUGGCCUCGGAAGGCCUGAACUUAAAGAACAGUCAACUGAAAGGCAAUUUGCGGUAGACAAAGUAGCUCUGCUGAUGGGCAACAUGAGCUAUUGUCAUCACCCCAAGCUCAAGGCUCCAUUGGUGGAUGUUUACGAUCUGACCAACUUGCUGAGGCAGUUGGACUUCAAAGUGGUUUCCUUGCUAGAUCUUACUGAACCUGAGAUGCGGAACGCAGUAGAUGAAUUCUUAUUGCUCCUGGAUAAAGGAGUGUACGGCUUAUUAUAUUAUGCUGGUCAUGGCUAUGAAAACUAUGGUAACAGUUUUAUGGUUCCUAUCGAUGCCCCAAAUCCUUACCGAGCUACAAACUGUCUGUGUGUACAAAACAUUCUCAAACUGAUGCAAGAAAAGGAUACUGGCCUCAAUGUAUUUUUACUGGAUAUGUGCAGGAAAAGGAAUGAAUACGAUAACACCGUUCUCAUCUUGGAUGCCCUGAAGGUUACAGCUAACAUUGUUUUUGGAUAUGCCACGUGUCAAGGAGCAGAAGCUUUUGAAAUUCAACAGUCUGGAUUAGCCAAUGGGAUUUUCAUGAAAUUUUUGAAGGAACGCUUAUUAGAGGACAAGAAGAUUACUGUGCUCCUUGAUGGUGUAGCUGAAGAUAUGGGCAAGUGUCACCUUACCAAAGGCAAGCAGGCUUUGGAGAUUCGCAGCAGUUUAUCUGAGAAGAGAGCAUUAACUGAUCCCAUUCAGCAAACAGUAACCUCAGUAGAGUCAUUGGCCCGGAAUCUACAGUGGGCAAAAGCUCAUGAACUUCCUGAAAGUAUGUGCCUUCAGUUUAAAUGUGGCGUUCAAAUUCAACUUGGGUUUGCAGCAGAAUUCUCCAAUGUCAUGAUCGUCUACACAAGGAUAGUAAAGAAACCAGAGGAAAUAGCCGUUUGCAAAGCUUACGUCACAGAUUUUCCCCUUGACUUGGACGUGGACCCUAAAGAGGCAAAUAAGGGGACUCCAGAGGAAACUGGCAGCUAUUUGCUUUCAAAGGACUUGCCCAAACAUUGUCUCUACACUAGAAUAAGUUCACUGCAGAAGCUAAAGGAAGACUUAACCUUCAUGGUUUGCCUGCACUAUGAAUACGAGGGAGUAGAUGAUGUCGUGGAUGAAAGGAAAGUGGUUAACAUUGGCAAACCACUCAUUGCUAAAUUACGCAUUCAUCAAGGAUACAGGAAGAGCCGCUGUUUCCAGAGCUGUUGUGGCCCUACUGGGCCUUGUUUUACCCAGUCACCUGGGGCAGGAGCUGCUGGGUAUUGCCCCUGCCAUCACAGUCAUCAGCCACAUUCCUAUGCAGGCAUCCCCCAGCCAAGCCCUGCUUCCUCAGCGAGUGUUUUGCAGCCUGCAAAGUGCCAUUGCAGUAUGAUUCCAAAUAGUUUAAUUGCAUGGCAGUCAAAAUGGCCAUAUCCAUCCGAUUCGAACCGGAGCAAUAUACCUGUGGAGACAACAGAUGAACUGGAAUCCGAUUUCUCAGGAAGCUUAAGACUCUCUCAACAGUAGCCAACAUCUUUACAGGGCAGUUUGGCAGUAACAUUUCUCAGGCAGUGAGUUGUAACACUGUUUGCGUGUCUUAGAUUUUGAGACAAGGGCAUUCCCAUCUCUAGAUAACGUUGGGUGGGAUCCAGGCUAAGUUAGUUACACUUCGGUCCCAUUGAAAUCAAUGGGAGCUGGAUGACUAAGUUAGUCUGGAUCUAACCCAAUGGGAAUACAGGUUCACAUGUGCUUUAAAAAAGAACAAACAAGUUUUAGACAACAGGAAAGACUUGCUGCUCCAGUCCAAGGUAUUUUCCCUGGCUAGUGAUGAGGAAGCUGCAGGUGAUAUGGGAAUACAGUAGGAAGGAAGAGUUUGGUUAAGGCAGACUUUUGCCGGAGUGCAAGUCUAAGUAUCGGUCAUGGAAGAGCUGGGCUGCUCAACACCAGGCCUCGUGGGGCCAAAGCCCUGGGGUUCCAGUCUGCCCCCUCCCCAGUCCCCCAGAUGCCCACACCCCUUUGCUCAGACCACUGAUUAUUUGGGACUUUCCCAGCUUCACCGAUAUAAAUCUCAAUGAAUCUUGACCUCUACCGAGAAUUUUGUAGAAUUAUUAAGCUUUUAGAUUUUGAAAUUUUAGGAAGCAGGCAGGAAAUGACAGAAUUUUGACAACAGCAAAUUUGAAGGCCGGGUGUGAGUGGCUUUGGUACAUGUAUGUUAUAGUCAUUUCUAUAAUUUACUGCUAAAUGACAGGCCCAUGGCACUGUCGUAAAUGUUGAAAACAAGCCUUUUGACACAAUCAUCUCUUACAUUUACCAGCUCUUUAUACUUGAGCACCGUUGGGUAGGAAGGCAGGAUACAAACAAUAAAUAAGAUACAUGUCUUA